UUGAAGUGCAAAUAUAAGACCAACCAUUCGAAAUGUCGAAGUGUUGAACAUUUGUUUCCCUCCUCUAGCUUCUGAGCUUACUCCAAGAACAAGAACCAUGUCCUUCACACGGAGUUGGAUUUUCUCACUCCUUAACAGGAAACCACAAUCUCUCAACUAUCUAAAACAAAUUCAUGCUAUACUAAUCACCGCAAACCUCAAAUCUCCCUCUAAUCUAUCCAAACUUAUUGAACAAUUUUCCUCUCUCUCUCCUCACCAAGCUUCCAACCAUGCCCAUCUCAUCGUCAACCAUAAUCAAACAGACUACCAAGUGUUCCUCCUUAACACUUUGAUGAAAUGCGGCUUACCCAGAGACUCAAUUCAUCUAUUUGCCAAAUGGGUUUCAGUUUCCUCCAUUGAUUUCGACGAUCACACCUUCAUUUUCGCACUUGGCGCGUGUGCUCGGUCCCCUUCUCUAUCGGCGAUAUAUGAAGGAAGACAGAUACAUGCUUGCGCUAUCAAACUCGGGUUUAUCCCUGAUCUUUUGGUGUCUACAACAACAAUACAUUUCUAUUGUACCAAUGGGUAUAUUGUUAACGCCAGGAACCUGUUCGAUGAAAUGCCUAUGAGAAGUCAUGCCACUUGGAAUGCGCUUAUAACAGGGUAUUCCUCGCAGAAAAAGGAACCCCAUAAGAAUUGUAUCAAGGCAUUGGUGUGUUUUAAGGACAUGUUGGUUGCUGAAUCGAUAGAAAAACCUGAUGGCAUGACAAUGGUUUGUGUGCUUUCUGCUGUUUCGCAGUUAGGUUCUCUGGAGAGUGGGAGUAGUGUUCAUGGGUAUAUAGCGAAAAAUAUUGACCCUGUAAACGAUGUGUAUGUUGGAACUAGUCUGGUUGAUAUGUACUCUAAAUGUGGGUGUAUAAGUAUCGCGUCUGAACUUUUUGCUACGAUGAAGGAGAGGAAUGUGCGUACUUGGACAGCAAUGGUCACAGGACUAGCAUUCAAUGGGAGAGGAAAAGAAGCAAAAGAGCUAAUACAUGAAAUGAGGAGAUUUGAUGUGAGGCCAAACAUGGUAACCUUCACAAGCAUGUUAUGUGGUUGUCGUCAUUCAGGACUUGUUGAAGAAGGUCUAUAUUUGUUUCAUAAUAUGGAGAAGGAAUUUGGUGUCACGCCUCAGAUUGAGCAUUAUGGAUGUAUAGUUGAUCUUCUUGGAAAAGUCGGUUACUUGAGAGAUGCUUAUGAUUUUAUAGUUGAAAUGCCUUAUGAAGAGAAUCCUGUUUUGUGGAGAAGUUUGCUUAGUUGGUGUAGGCUUCAUGGCGAUAUAUUGAUGGGGGAGAAAGUAGGGAAGAUACUCUUAAAGUUCCAACGAGAUUUACAGCAACCCAGCAACGAUUAUGUAGCUCUUUCAAAUGUCUAUGCAUCGGCUAACAGGUGGGAAGAUGUGGGAACAAUUAGGGAAGAGAUGAAGUUCAAGGGCUUACAAAUCAAACCUGGUCGUAGUGCUGUCUACUGAAUGGUUCUGGUUUAACUAAAGGAAACCGUUGUAUACGACCAUUGUUGACUGUUGAAUGAUCUAGUUUAGACGUUGAGAUAUUUGCGAAAGGAUACAUUGAAACAACACCAUCGAGUGGGUGCCUGAGCGCCUGUUCUUUCACUUCUAUAUAUGAUGGGCUUGUAUGGACAGCAUGAAAUUUUGCUUGAUUACAGAAAACUUGAACCGUUUUAUUUUUCAAAUUCUCAAGAUUGUGCAGUGUACAGAGUUCAAAAAAGUUGUAUAUGAAGUACUUUAUUGGUUCAACAAGAACCAUAAUAUUAACAGGGAAUCAAUCAA
Messenger RNA from Spinacia oleracea (spinach), 1807 nucleotides. RefSeq names its product pentatricopeptide repeat-containing protein At3g18970. The record is from RefSeq and is a predicted model, not a curated record. Gene Ontology annotation, biological process: RNA modification. NCBI's taxonomy places the organism in Eukaryota, Viridiplantae, Streptophyta, Magnoliopsida, Caryophyllales, Amaranthaceae. Bases 98 to 1489 code for a protein of 463 amino acids. Gene Ontology annotation, molecular function: protein binding; RNA binding. The transcript has a single exon.